Molecule: messenger RNA, 669 nt
Organism: Necator americanus (New World hookworm)
Lineage: Eukaryota; Metazoa; Nematoda; Chromadorea; Rhabditida; Ancylostomatidae
Exons: 1
Coding region: 1-669 (222 amino acids)
Source: RefSeq, a predicted model, not a curated record
AUGCUCCAGCUAUGUAUAUCUAGGUUGGGAAAUCAAAAUCAUGAACGACCUGACCUCCGAGUUGGGCAGAAUAAAACGAGCAUUCAAGAGCGUCGAGAAAAGAGGAUCAGGAACACCCGACUCCGUGCUCACCUCUGCAACACCACUGUUCUUCCUGUUUUGACCUACGCUUCAGAAACGUGGGCGUUUUGCAAGCAGGAGGAAAGUGCGAUCAGCGUCAUAGAACGCGAAAUUGAAAUGGUGAUGCUAGGAGUAACCCGUUUUACGCAAGUGAAGGAACGGUUCGAAGUUCACUCCUACGUCACCGAUCGAAGAUCAAAGACACUGCCGCAUAUGCCAAGGAGAGCAAAAUUAGGUGCGUCGGGACGUGAUGCGUUUCAACGACAAUCGUUGGACCAGAGCCGUAGGCGACUGGAUACCAUGCGACAUCAAACGCAUCACAGGAAGACCGAUGGUCAGACUUCUUCACAAAGUCCUUCAAAGAAAAGUACGACGCUUUUUGAGUCCCUCGCAAGAAGAGAUGCCGCUGGACAACACUUGCGCGCGAUCGGGAGAAAUGGAAGUAUUACUGGUGCCCUCUCAAGCAAAUCGAUGAACAACGGGAGCAUUUAUGAUACAGGCUACGCAGGAGGGGUGAAAGCUUUGGUAGGGCGGAUUCGAAUCUGCUAA